Fusarium sp. VM40 is the source of this 897-nucleotide messenger RNA. Lineage: Eukaryota; Fungi; Ascomycota; Sordariomycetes; Hypocreales; Nectriaceae. The record is from the annotation of a GenBank genome assembly.
AUGGUUUCCAAGCUGCUUUUUGUUGCUAUAGGUGGUGCUGUGGCGCGUAGCGUUGCCCCUCAAGCAGCAUCCAGUGUUAAUUAUCUGUUUACCUUUGGCGAUUCAUACUCCCAAACGGGGUUUGAUGUCAAUGGUGAACAGCCCUCCGCUUCCAACCCAAUUGGAAACCCGCCAUUUCCAGGAUGGACAGCCGCUGGUGGUGCCAACUGGAUUGGAAGCAUAGUGAAGGAGCAAAACAAUUCUCUUGUUUUGUCAUACAACUUUGCCUACGGUGGCGCCACUGUUGAUGCCAAUAUUGUGAAACCCUACGCAGACACCGUCCUAAGCAUGGUGGAUCAAGUUAACCAGUUUUCGAAUUCACUCGGGAAGAAACCCGCAAAUGUCCCAUGGACAGCGAAAAACACAGUCGUUGGCGUCUGGAUGGGCGUUAACGACGUUGGAAACUCUUUCUAUCUCAGUAACGCUGCUGAAAUUGCCGAAAAGGCCGUUGCAAGGUAUUUUGAACUGCUGCAGAUUUUGUAUAAUGCUGGAUUGCGCAAAUUUGUACUUCUGAGCGUACCGCCAACUGAACUUACACCUUUAAUGAUAGGCCAAGGCGCAGAGUCAAAUGCUAUGCUUGUCAAAUCGAUUACGCACUACAACAGUCAGAUUGCUACUAGGAUCAAGACGUUCAAGAGUAAAAACUCUGGUGUAAAAGCUAUUGUUGUUGACACUUCUGUUGCAUUCAAAAAGGCGAUUCAAUCUCCUCAGAAUUAUGGUGCGCCUAACGCAGUAUGCUAUAAUGCAGAUGGCAAAUCAUGCCUUUGGUUCAACGAUUAUCAUCCGGCAAUUGCUAUUAACAGACUUGUCGCGGAGGAUGUUGCGAGUGCUUUGGAAGCUAACGGUUUUGGGUGGUGA